Messenger RNA from Haliotis rufescens (red abalone), 3036 nucleotides. RefSeq lists its product as uncharacterized. The transcript is spliced from 5 exons. The coding region runs from base 102 to 1031 and encodes 309 amino acids. Gene Ontology annotation, molecular function: chitin binding. Lineage: Eukaryota; Metazoa; Mollusca; Gastropoda; Lepetellida; Haliotidae. Gene Ontology annotation, cellular component: extracellular region. The record is from RefSeq and is a predicted model, not a curated record.
GUUUGUCAGGCAGGACGCGCUGUACCCGGUGAGAGCCUUACAUCGUGCGUGGCCAUAAGGUUGUGGUCUGGGCGAGAAGAGCGAGACAUUACUUAUCAAGAAUGAUGCAGACGUUGUUACUGCUGCUGUCGAUAGCGACGAUUGCAUGGACACAGGAACAGUUUGCGCCAUACUGCCGGACCCCUUUCCAGUGGAUUCGACACCCGACUGACUGUGCCCGGUUCUGGCGGUGCGUGUGGAGUCGGCCGGUGGAGAUGCCACCUUGUCACGCCGGCACCAUCCUCUCCGCCAAACUCAACGUCUGCGUCUACAUCGGCAGCAUUUGGGACGACUGCGGCAGUAGUACACCAACGGUCGGCGUGACGGAGACGCCCGCACCACCCCCGCUUACCCCCGAGGACCGCUGUGCCCGAGGGGAGACGGUCUUCCCCCACCCAGAUCACUGUCAGCUGUACUACAACUGCAGCCGUGUGUACACCCAGGUGCCACGCUACUUUAAGCAGUAUUUACAGGAGUGCCCCUACCCCCAGGUGUUUGACGUGGGGUCGGGAGCCUGUCGGGACUUCCAGUUGGUCAACUGUGGCACGAGGGACGAGACUAUCAAUGCUUGUGACUACCGUCAGAACUGGUGCCCCGUGUCCCACUGCUCCCCCUGCGGUACCCGCCUCCCGUCCUGUCAAGGCCGUCCCGACGGACCCAACCCCUUCCCUGGGAGGGAGUGGAGCCCCUGGUACAUAGAGUGCCGCCAAGGAAGAACCAUCACCACCACACAGUGCGAGAAGGACAUCAACUUCAGAGUGCCACAGUACUUCAACAUCGAGACAAGCCAGUGUAUAAACUUGUUCCGCAUUCCCCGAGAACGUGGGGGUUUGAUGCCAUCGUGCGAGGGUCUGUUUGACGGGUCCUACCCGGUGGAGGAGAAGGUACCGGGGGUGAAAUUCAUCUGCUCCGGGGGUAGGUUACUGAACCUCAGAUACUGUCCCGACGGGUCAAGCCCGCGCCCAGAGCCUAGGACGUGUAUUUACUCAUAGCAAGGAGUCCCGGAGAAAUAUUUUGAACCAGGAUCGUGAUUUCAUCUCCUACCAACCAAAGCAUAAGAAUAACUGUCGUCGUGUUCUCCACUGUCCGUCGUUUUCUCAACUGUCCAUCGUCGUUAGCGUUGCCGUUCUUGAUGUGAUUACUCUUAUAACGCCGUAUUUACUUCCAUGUUUAUCGUAAUCUAUGUGCUGAUGUCGCCAUUUGUCUUUUGCGUCACAGAUUCAGUUUAUAGAAUGUGCGUACCUUGUAUUUGUACACAACACUGCGUAUCUGUAAAGGAGAUCUAUAUUCGUUAUGAUCAAACAAAGUCUUAUCUGUUGUCGCCGACAUUGUGCACAAUACAUGUAAAAAUUAAAGGGGGACGACGCUCGGGCAGAUUGGCUUCCCAGCAAAAUUAUUGAAGCCUCCAAAAAACCAGUACUGGUGCCUGUUUAGCAGUCAUUAUGUAGACCAAACUUUACAUAAGAUUAUUAAUGAAAUUACACAGAGCCAAUGCUUUAAUUGAUCAGGUAUAAAUUACAAAAUCUGGGACUAUGCUGAACAUGGGCAGCAGACCUCUGAGCACAGUCCCCCUUUAAAGUUUUAAUCAUAGAGCACAGGAUGUAUACUGGAACAUAUUAUAAACGCAACGUCACGAACAAGCGAUUCUAUAAAUUUUAUCCGUCCUGAAAGUACUUCACCUCCGUCGUUUGACGACUUCAUGAAGAUACAGGAGAUGCAGGUCUGAUGACGGUCUCGUGGCUUGAUGACGUCACCGUUCGCAAAGGACUGGCUUCGAAAUGGCCAUGCACGUCAGAAUAUCAUGUAUAUUACUCUUGCCAUUUGGUAUGAUAUGAAUAUCGGUGGUAAGUUAGAAAGUCAAAUGUUGUGUUUCGUUAUUGUUUCAGUAUGCAUUGGGUGUAGUGUCAGAGUUAAAGGUGCAUUUCGUUAUAUGUUCAUUUACAUGCGUCCGUCGUGUAACAACAAUGUGUUCACUGUUCACCCUUCAUGUGUUCUCGGGUCAGUGUACAUUGUUCAGAGUUCAACAGUCAGUGAUCAUGAUGUGUCCACGACGUAACAGCUGCCAAUAUUAAAUUCGAUUUUUCGCUUUUGGCUGUUCACAUAUACAUUCUGUUCAGCAACACAUUCCAGUGUAUUGUUCACAGCAGUGUUCACGGGGCAGUGUUCACGGGGCAGUGUUCAUAUCACUGUUCACAAUGUAUUGUUCACAGCAGUGUUCACUGUGUAGUGUGUACAUCGCAUUCCAAAGUGCAGUGUUCACGCCAGUGCUAACUGUGCAGUCUGCACGUCAUUGUUCAUGAUGUUGUGUUCACGAUGUGUUCACGAUGUGUUCACGAUGUGUGUGUGUCCUUAAUUCAACACUUACUUUCAGCGAUCUCUUCUUUCAAUUUGUAAAUAGCAUGUAAGUAAUAUGGACAUACUCAAUGGUAUAGCUGACCCGAAGUCAAUGACGUCUUAGGAAAAUUAUCUUCAAUGUUUGAUCAAACACUUCAUUUCUUGAGGGUGGGGACGUUUUAUUGAAAUAUUUCAAUACCGAGCAUAUGUGUCAGUGUGUUAUACUUCGUGACUAAAUUGACUGAUACUUAAGAAAUCAUCUAACACAAUGUGAACUAUAUGAAAAAGAAUCAAUACAUAUUAUUUCUUUAUAAAAAAAAACGUUCAUCAACAAGCGUGGCGCGUUCAAAACUAAGCUCCAUAGCAGAACAUGCAGGUUUCGGCGCUGUAACGAGAUUGCCUUCCCAUUAUGUGAAAUGUUAGAAUUUAUACCAUCCGAGAUCCCUCGUGUCAUUCCAGGACAUGCCGAAUGGCGGUUCCGGAAAGAGGCGAGUGGUGACGAAUGAUUUGAUACAGUUAAUUGACCUUCUCCAGUUAAUCGGAUGUUUUGAUUUCGAUAUGAAUGAAACAGAUGUGUACAUAGUUUGCAGAAUAUGUUUCAUAUAUGUACAUAAUGUUUUGAGAUUUAUUUAUUUUAUUUCAAUAAAAUUUCUUUCUGAUGAA